AUGAGGCAGAAUGAACAGUUCAUGAGCAUUUUUGAAGUCUUUAGAGAUCUGAUAAAGGAGCUUGUUAGAGGUGAAGGACGUUCAAAAUGCAGAGCACAUGGAGAUCCCACUGUUCUAGAGCUGGUGGGUCUACAGGAUCUUCACCAAAGUUCAUGGUAUUCAGUGGCAUGGUAUCCCAUUUAUAGAAUACCUGAUGACACUCUUCGUGCGGCUUUCUUGACUUACCAUUCACUUGGCCAUUUGGUACGCAGAGACCUCAUAUAUGAUUCGUCGGUGGAUACUUGUAUAGUUUCUCCGGUUGUGGGCCUCCAGAGCCACAAUGCUCAGGGUGAAUGCUGGUUCCGUCCUAGGCUCCCUGAAAAAAUUCCGACAGCUGACACUCGGAGAAUUUUGAAAGAGCGAUUGAGGAUUCUCGAGCAGACAACAUCUCUUAUGGCUCAUGCUGUUAUUUUAAAAGGAAGUCAGACAUUUGUAAACAGACAGCCUGAUUACGAGUUCUUUCUGUCUAGGAGAACCUAG
Molecule: messenger RNA, 519 nt
Organism: Fraxinus pennsylvanica
Lineage: Eukaryota; Viridiplantae; Streptophyta; Magnoliopsida; Lamiales; Oleaceae
Source: the annotation of a GenBank genome assembly